AUUCCUUUUAAUAAAUACGCUGGUUCGGAUUGGUCGGUUGGAUAUGUCGCAGGACGCAGCCCAAACGGUUGGCCAGGCAAUUGAAUGCAAGGCGGCCAUUGCUUGGGAGGCGAAAAAGCCUCUUGAAGUUCGGACUGUGACUGUGGCACCGCCUGGGCCUGGGGAAGUGCGCGUUAAGAUCGUCGCGACAGCGCUGUGCCACACGGACGCUUACACGUUAGGCGGAUUAGAUCCAGAGGGCCUCUUCCCAUGCAUCCUGGGGCACGAGGCGGCGGGCAUUGUGGAGAGCGUGGGAGAGGGCGUGACGUCUGUAAAUCCAGGCGACCACGUCAUACCCUGUUACCAAGCCUAUUGCGGCGAGUGCAAGUUCUGCAAGCACCCGGAGUCCAACCUAUGUGUCUCGGUGCGCGCUUUUACAGGCAAAGGCGUCAUGAAGUCGGACGGCAAGCCGCGCUUCUCCGUGGAUGGCAAGCCCAUCUUCCACUUCAUGGGCACCUCCACAUUCAGCGAGUACACGGUGGUUCACGAGCAGAGUGUGGCCAAGAUCGACCCCUCAGCGCCCCUGGACAAGGUCUGCCUGCUUGGCUGCGGAGUGUCGACCGGCUGGGGGGCGGUGGUUAACACGGCCAAGGUGAAGCCCGGCAGCAGUGUGGCGGUAUUCGGGCUGGGCGCAGUGGGCCUGGCGGUCAUUGAGGCGGCGAGGCGGGCGGGCGCAGCGAGGAUCAUCGGUGUGGAUAUCAACCCGUCCAAAUUCUCGGCGGCUCAGGAGUUCGGGGCUACCGAGUGUAUCAACCCCAAGAACCACGAUAAACCCAUUCAGCAGGUGAUUGUGGAGAUGACGGAGUGGGGCUGCGAUUACACCUUCGAGUGCAUUGGCAACGUGUCCGUGAUGCGCGCUGCACUGGAGUGCGCCCAUCGUGGCUGGGGCACGUCGGUGAUUAUCGGAGUUGCGGCUGCGGGCCAGGAGAUCAGCACACGCCCCUUCCAGUUGGUUACAGGCCGCCGCUGGAUGGGGACGGCGUUCGGGGGCUACAAGAGCCGGGUCCAGGUGCCCGACCUGGUCACUGAGUACAUGGAGGGCAAGACCCUGCUCGACAAAUACAUCACCCACAACCUCAAGUUUGACCAGAUUAAUGAGGCCUUUGAGCUGCUGCACGCAGGGGAGUGCCUGCGAUGCGUGCUUACGUUCUGAAGAUAUACACAUGGUUUCUGGAAACGAGCAUCUCAGAUGAUCAACAAUUGAGACAUUUGCAGUGACGGGGCCAGUUCUCAGCCGUACCAGUUGUUGAUUUUUGAUUGGGCAUUAGCGGUGGUUGGUUGGCGUCUGGCCAGGCGCAGGGAGAG
This is a messenger RNA of Volvox carteri f. nagariensis, 1344 nucleotides long. RefSeq lists its product as uncharacterized. The record is from RefSeq and is a predicted model, not a curated record. Gene Ontology annotation, cellular component: cytosol. Gene Ontology annotation, biological process: formaldehyde catabolic process. Lineage: Eukaryota; Viridiplantae; Chlorophyta; Chlorophyceae; Chlamydomonadales; Volvocaceae. The transcript is spliced from 8 exons. Bases 44 to 1192 code for a protein of 382 amino acids. Gene Ontology annotation, molecular function: S-(hydroxymethyl)glutathione dehydrogenase [NAD(P)+] activity; zinc ion binding.